Molecule: messenger RNA, 2052 nt
Organism: Blumeria graminis f. sp. triticale
Lineage: Eukaryota; Fungi; Ascomycota; Leotiomycetes; Helotiales; Erysiphaceae
Source: the annotation of a GenBank genome assembly
AUGGAGUCAGAUGCCAACAAGCGUCAGCGCGGCAACAGCAUUACUGCGACCACCACCACCACUAGUACUACCACCACAUCUACUCCCAGUGCACAUCCAAAUCCAUCCGAAUCAUCAGAGUCCCCUAACGUAGGCCCAUCGCCCCCUGGAAAUGAGCAUACACGACAGUCUACCAUUGAACGCUGUAUCGAAGACCAAACUUACGUAUCGGGAGCACACCGAGACAAGAUUAUCGGAAACCCUCACCCACGCAGCCAGCCAAUUUUCCCCGGAUCCCCCGAACGAAGUAAACGUGCGAGUGCCAAAGAAAAAGCGCCUACUCUCGAACCUCCCGUGACCAAAGCUACCCUUAGUGAAUUAGACGUCACUAAAAUCAUCAACAACCCAAAAUUGCGACAUGACAUAAACUUUGACCCAGACCUCCAUUUUCGCCCUAAUUUAGACGGCGACAAAGGCCGCCGAAAAGCUCAAAAAGGCAACGAGUUUUGGGAAACCAUGCAGAAGAAUCUUCACGAGUUCCUGUCAAAUCGCGAUCAGUUUGAUCGUGAUCACACUGGCGUUGAAUGGUGUCUCCCCGUCACUCUAAAAGCUAUUCGUGCUAUCCUAGAAACCCUUAUUCCUCCGCAAGACUGUGCGUCAAUAGAAGAAACCUUUAAUGUCGACUUGCUCAUGCAGCAAUUCCGCAAGGGCGUUGCAGACAUGCCAAAACUAGCUCGCUGGCUAUCUCAACUUCUCAAGAGCCACUGUGCACCUAUGCGAGAUAAUUGGGUCGAUGAUAUGGUUUUACAACUAAGCGAUGGAGAUCGGAACUUUGAUGUGCCUCUGCUCGUCGUCGGCAUCAAAAGCUUGCUGGCCGUGCUGGAAGCUAUGAAACUCGAUAUUGCGAACCAUCAAAUCCGCUGUUUACGACCAGCACUUAUAGAUAAUACAGUGGAAUUUGAGCAGCGAUUUUUCACCCGUAAAAUUAAGUUGGGCCGUCUCGAUGUCGUUGGCGCUUAUGCAUGGUAUCGGCGCGCCGAAAGCAUUCCCGACCUCGUUCCCAUUGAUCCUUCCCGCCAUCCUCAUGGAAGCUCCUGGCCUUUUUUCAAGGCACUUGUCAACUUGACAAUGCCUAGCAAAGAAAACCAGUCAAUCCCACAUACCUUUCUCUUUGACGAGGAGCGUCUAAUGAAGUUACGAGCCGAUCUCCUGGACCUAGUAAAUCUCGAAGUGUGUAUGUUUCAUUAUCAUAGUCUCCAGGCCUCGAGUGCCCAAUCCGAUCUCCUCGCCGAUCUAGAAGAUAGCCCAGGCCCUUCGGGAGCCCCAUCGCCCCGCCCACGGCCUAACUCUCCCGCCUCUCCCUGCCGUUUAUCCUCCGCUACGCUCCCUGCACCAGACGACUUUACCUCGUGUAAGCGCCGUCGUAAUCGGACUGUUGGUCGCUUCGAGCGAGAUUAUGGCGGUAUGCAAACAUUUGUCCCACGUCUCUCUGAGGCCUCAUGCUCACCCGAAGUCACUUCCUCUGCACCGAAUUGUUCUCGUCCCGAAACCCCUCCCUACAACUCAACGGAAGCUAGCUCGAUUUCCUCCGCCAAAGCCACGGCGUCACUCCGCUCGGCUCUCGUUGCCAUUCUAGCCUCUGCUCCAGCAACCCUCUCUCCCAAGCAGAAAUGGUCCUUGAUGUCGGCCGACCUAGCUCUUCAGAUUUUACGCUCCACUCCUACACCUCUUACACACCUCCAACAGUUUGAGAAACACUUGGCCUUUCAUCUCUCGGAAAGCCGAUCGCGUAUUUUUCAAAGCUUGGAGCAGAGUAUCAUAAUAAAUAUGCUACCUCUCAUCCACCAGUUGGUGGAGGUCUACACCCCCAAAUCGACGUUUCAAAUAUUUGAGGCAGCAACAGCACCAAGACCACAGCCUCGAGUAGCCGCCCCCGCAAGCCACAAGGAAGAUGUCCUGGAGAUUGCCACGAGAAUUGCACAUUUGGGCGUCCUGCACUGGCAGGUCUGGGGCGAAUGGUUUUAUUUGCGGGGGCUCGACAGUUUCUUUGGAAUCAUCCUCACCCAAUCCUAA